This is a messenger RNA of Colossoma macropomum (tambaqui), 2911 nucleotides long. RefSeq names its product cell adhesion molecule 3 (gene cadm3). The record is from RefSeq and is a predicted model, not a curated record. Gene Ontology annotation, biological process: homophilic cell-cell adhesion. The coding region runs from base 256 to 1953 and encodes 565 amino acids. NCBI's taxonomy places the organism in Eukaryota, Metazoa, Chordata, Actinopteri, Characiformes, Serrasalmidae. Gene Ontology annotation, cellular component: presynaptic membrane. The transcript is spliced from 12 exons.
UGUUUUUGCUGCAGUGAACGGUAGCCGUGGAGAGCGACAGAGAGAGAGAGAGAAAGAGAGAGAGAGUAAGAAAGAGAGAGAGAGAAGGACGAAAAGCAGACAAGAAAAGAAAAACAAGAAGCCAGCGGAGGGAGGUAGGAGAGCGGAGAACGGAGCGAUCCGGCCGGAGCACGAGCGCGGCAUCACGGUAGCAGUUCACUGAGCAUCGUAUCUUCAGGUCUCGUGAGGUUUCAUUCAACCUUGACUGACGGACGGAUGAGAGAGUGCACGCGCGCGAAUAUGGCAUUCCCGUCAUUCCCGCUGUCCACGCUCAUUGCCCUGAUGCUCCUUGUGGCGUCCGUUCAAAGCAACUUUCUGUACGAUGAUGAAGAUCCAUUCCAGCCGGUGACUUCAGAUGAGACAGUGGCUGUAGGGGGCACGGUGACCCUGACCUGCCGUGUGGCAGAGAGCGAUAACUCCUCACUGCAGUGGUCCAACACUGCACAGCAGACUCUAUACUUUGGAGAAAAGAGAGCUCUCAGAGAUAACCGGAUCCAGCUGCACAAGUCCACGCCCACAGAACUGUCAAUCACCAUCUCGGACGUGCAGCUGUCAGAUGAUGGAGAAUACACCUGCUCCAUCUUCACCAUGCCUGUACGGACUGCACGCGCCACCGUCACCGUGCUGGGUGUUCCUGGUAAGCCGGUGAUAUCAGGGUUUGAAGAUGCGGUGCCAGAGGGGGGGAGUGUAACUCUGACCUGCAGCAGUACAGGCAGUAAACCACCUGCUCAGCUGCACUGGUACAGAGGAGCCGAGAAGCUGGAGGGCCGUCCUGAUGUGGUGGAGUCGAACCCUAAUGAGCCAACCUACACAGUGACCAGUGUUCUAACGCUGCUUGUAACCAGGGACGACAACAAUGCUAUGAUCGCCUGCGCUGUAGACCACCCAUCCAUCUCCAACGGAGACAAGAGGACAGAACAGCCUCUCAGCAUACUGUUCACUCCGAGUGUGACGAUCAAGCCUGAGAGUGAUCUGCCCAGAGAGGGAGAGAAGUUUCACCUGCAGUGUGUUGGCUAUGGAAACCCAGAGCCCACGUCCUUCACAUGGCAGAAGAAAGACGGAGAGCUCCCCCCUCAGGUGAAGGCUGAUGGUGCGUUCUUGCGCUUUGAGGCACUCAACAAAUCUGAUAAUGGAGUUUACCUCUGCCAAGCAGACAACGGCAUCGGCCCGGGAGAAGGAUCUUACACCCUGCUGGUGCAAGAACCAGAGGAUUUCAGCCUCCUUUUCCCCUCUUUUACUUCUCCCUCACUUUCUCCCACCUCCAUUCCUCCAGAACUUUCUACCCUUCCCUCUGAUGACUUUUCCACUCCUCCGUUUCCAACCUUGACCUCAUCUCUCCCUCCAUCUACCGAUUCUUCUUCUUCCUCUUCCUCUACUCCUUCUACUUCUUCUCCUCUGCCGUCUUCCUCUGCUUCACUCCCUCCCUCCACCUUCCCCUCUACUGUCAGUCUUUCCACCAAUCUCUCCAAUGCCCUCUUUCCUAACCUCUCUACUCCUGGCACCUCCUCUGUCCCCUCCUCCACUCCUCCUCCUCCAUUGUUCCCCUCUUCCCUUGCUCCCUCACUCCUUCCCACCAAUAUCACUCCAUCCAUGGUUACCCGGCUGAAUGGAGUGUCCAUUACAGCCAUCCAUCCAUCCUCUCACGAAGAAGCUGCAGACAACGCUGCAGAUCCCACAGCUAUGUCCGUUUCUUUAGGAGUAGACCACGCUGUGGUUGGUGGAGUGGUGGCCGUCAUCGUCUUCAUCAUUCUCUGCCUCCUCAUUGUCCUCGGCAGAUACCUCAUCAGACACAAAGGUACAUACCUCACCCACGAAGCAAAGGGUUCAGACGACGCGCCGGACGCUGACACAGCCAUCAUCAACGCUGAGGGCGGCCACUCCGGCGCCGAGGACAAGAAAGAGUACUAUAUCUAAACAUCCCGCCAUCGCUCCAUCCUUUCUUUCUUCCCUCGCUUCAGUUCCUUUUGGCCUGGAGGAAGUAUACAAGAAAAAAACACAAGGAUGAUGAGGGGGAAGGACGAGGAAAAAGAAAAAAGGAAAAUGUGGAACUGAAGAACGAAUCAAAUGAACAGUUUCAGUCUGUGGUGAACCGAGAAGGGAGUUUUGCACUGACACAGAGGAUUCACUUCUACACACAUGCAUACAUACAUACAUACACCCAUUAAUACACGGCUUGCGUACUCGUCCCCAGCACACGUCAGAUUUAAGUUCAACAAAGGCAAUAUGACAGCUUACUCUUCAUUAACUUAGACUGAACUCAUACAUAUACAUUAAUAUCCAUAUACAGUAUGCAGGGAGAUGUACUGUAUCCGCCAUUGCAUGUACAUAAAAUACAUUUCUGUGUUUUCGAACACACGUGUCCCUUUUCUUCACUCGCUUUUCCCAAACAUCUCACCCACACACAUACACACACACACCAAAGCAAGCAAAGCCCCUCCUCACCCACCCUCACCUACUACAGCAAACAACAUAUACUACAUAUGAGACAGCACUGCAAAAUAGCUCACUACUCGGCAAUAGCAGCUCGCACACAGACGGACAGGCAGACACACACACACACACACACACACACACGCACACACACAUACAUACACACACAUAUACACUCAAUACAAUCAUGCAAAAGCAGCGUGUGUGCUGUUGUCACUGUAUGGAACCCCAGUAUAAAUGUAUAAAUAUAUAAAUAUAUAUAUAUGAUUAUAUAGCAUUGUUUUUACUUGACAGAAAAAGUUCAGUGUGCUGUAAAUAUACUCUCUGCCAUUCUUUCUCUCUUCCCUAUCUCUCUCUCUCUCACUUCUCACUCUACCUUUUUCUCUCUCUCUCCUCUUUCUUCUGUCAACUCCAUGUCUCUUUUCUCUGUCUCUCUCUCCCC